ACGAGACCGACAGAGCAGAUCACAGACACAGAAUAAAGCCUGAUCAUUAACAGCAGCAGUGUUCUGUGUAGAUGAUCCUUGUGUGUGUGUGUUGUGUUUGACAUGUCUCUGUGGCACACACACCAGCGGUGUGCGUCUGCGCUCGUCCUGAUCCUCGUCUGUCACAUCUCAGCGUUCAAUUUGGACACCACGUCCAUCCUCAUCAAGGACGGAGAACAGGGAAGUUUCUUUGGCUUUUCAUUGGCUUUACACCAGCAGCUUACACCUGAACCUCACAGCUGGAUAUUAGUGGGAGCGCCCCAGGCGAGAGGUAAAGGAACGCUGGAGAGCAGUCGUCCUGGUGCCCUGUAUCGCUGUCCUGUCACACCUGAGCAGUGUGAACGAGUGGACAUUGAUGGCAAUGUGAGUCUGGAGCAAGAGAGCAAACACAACCAGUGGUUGGGUGUCACUGUUAAAAGCCAGGGGAUUGGUGGAAAAGUGGUGACUUGUGCUCACCUCUAUGAGCUCAGACAACACGUCAAUCAGACGUUUGAGACACGUGACCCCAUCGGACGCUGUUAUGUUCUGAGUGAGGAUUUGACCGAGAGAGAUGAUCUGGAUGGAGGAGAGUGGAAGUUCUGUGAGGGUCGUCCACAGGGACAUGAACAGUUUGGAUUCUGUCAACAGGGACUUUCUGUCAGUUUCACACCCGACAACAACUACAUUCUGUUUGGAGCUCCAGGGACGUACAACUGGAAAGGGCUGUUGUUCAUGGCCAGUCCGAUUGAGGAUGUUCUUGUCUACAAAACUCUGGAACCGUCCAAAAGCUCCUUUGAUGAUGUUGCUCAGAACAGCUACUUGGGUUUCUCUGUGGACUCAGCAAAAGGUGUGAUGAGAAAAUCUGAGCUGACAUUUGUUGCCGGAGCUCCACGAGCCAAUCAUACCGGAGCUGUGCUUCUGCUCAGGAAAGACAACGUUUAUAGACUGAUGCCAGAGUUUAUCCUGUGGGGUGAGGAGCUGGCCUCCUCCUUUGGUUAUUCAGUGGCUGUAGCUGAUCUAAACAGAGAUGGCUGGACAGAUCUCAUUGUGGGAGCUCCUAAUUUUUUUGAUCGCAAGGCAGAGAUUGGCGGUGCGGUAUAUGUAUUCCUGAAUCCAGCGAGUCACUGGGAAAAGGCCCGACCGAUCCGACUCAACGGAACCUACGACUCUAUGUUUGGCAUGACCAUCAGCAGCACUGGAGAUCUGGACCAGGAUGGUUAUGACGAUUUUGCUGUUGGAGCACCAUUUGAUGGAGAUGGGAAAGUGUUUAUAUACCACGGUUCUCCAUCAGGCAUAGACACCAAACCCUCUCAGGUUCUAGAUGGGCUGAAUGCAGGAGUGAAGAGAUUGGGCUACUCUAUAUCAGGAGGCUUGGAUAUUGAUGGAAAUUUCUAUCCGGAUCUGGCUGUCGGCUCCCUCAGUGAUCAAGUUGUGCUUUACAAGUCACGUCCAGUGGUCCAUGUGAUUCGAGAGAUUUCCAUCGAGCCUCAGUAUAUUGACCUUACGCAGCACAACUGCCCAGGGAAUCACGGUGUUUGUGUUGCAGUGAAAGCCUGCUACACAUACACUGCUUAUCCAGACUCCUUUUCACCGAACAUCACACUUGGUAUACAUUUUGAGGCAGACGUUGAUCGUAGGAAACUGAGUCUACCUCACAGAGUUCACUUCUUGGAGAGCAGUAUAUCAGAGCCGGAGUAUGUCCACUCGGUGGAAGUCGAGCUCCGUGGACAAAAACAUCUCGACUGUCAGACGGUGACUUUCGCUGUGAAGGAAAACAUUCUAGAUAAGCUGCGGCCCGUCUCUCUGGCUAUCACGCACACUAUACGGAGAACUAGACAUCCCCACCAUCAUCAUGCUGGACAUAAACCCUACAACCAACUGAUUCCUGUACUGAGCCCCAGCCCUUCAAACACGCUCUACUCUGAGGUGAAUUUUGUUCGGGAAGGUUGUGGUGAGGAUAAAAUUUGCCAGAGUAACCUUCAGCUGACCUAUCAGUUCGGUACCAGAGCUCCCAUUUCAAACACCUUCAGUCCUCUCCCACUAGACGAGUGGGAUACGCCAGUGUUCUCGCUGUCAGAUCAGAGGUCAAUAAUGCUGGAGGUGACCGUGACGAAUGUGCCCUCGAACCCUGAGAAUCCACAGGAGGAUGGAGACGACGCUCACGCCACUCAGCUGCUGGUGUCUCUACCGGACACUCUCUCCUACUCUGGAAUCAUGGGACAGCAGGUUUUGUGUGAAGCCAAUCAGAACGGCUCUCAAGCACUGUGUGAUCUGGGCAAUCCUGUGAAAAGAGACGCAACGGUGAAAUUCUCUCUUCUUCUCAGCACAUCUGCCAUCACCAUCGAAACCACAUCGCUGUCUGUUCGACUUGUGAUGUCCACGAUCAGCGAGCAGCCAUCUUUGGCUCCGGUGGUGGCGUUUGCACGUAUGGUGAUCGAACUUCCUCUUGUGCUCAGCGGGCUGGCUCGUCCUCAUCAGCUCUUUUACAGCGGUGCAGUCGUGGGAGAGAGUGCUAUGACGUCAGUGCAUAAUGUCGGCAGUGACGUCCAAUAUGAAUUCAUCGUGUCUAACACUGGUCAGCCUCUCCAGACAUUCGGCUCGGCCUCCCUGAACAUUCUGUGGCCGUAUGAGUUCAUCAAUGGGAAGUGGCUGUUGUAUCCCAGCGUCUUGCAGGUGGACGGACAGACGGACACUCAGUGUGAACCUCAGUCAGCACUGAAUCCGCUCCGGUUAGCCCUCAAUGAACAGUCACAUGCAGCGGACGUCAAGAGCCGACAGGUGAGAUCUCACGUGGAGUCAGAAGACGACGUUGUGAUGAAAACCCCAUUGAGCGAGAUCACUCCAGCUGUAUCGGCAUCAGAGAGAAGGAAAACUCUCACACUGGACUGUUUGUUUGGUAAUGCACGCUGUCUGACCUUCAGGUGUCCUCUACACACAUUUUCUGGCUCAAUCCGUCUCAAGAUCCAAGCGAACGUGUGGAACAGCACUUUCAUUGAGGAGUUUUCAUCUGUCAGUGCUGUGGAGAUACUGGUCAGAGCCAAUAUCAGCAUUAAAUCCACUAUCAAACAUAUUGUGCUCAAGGAUUCUUCAACACAGGUGUCAGUAACAGUUUAUCCAGAGCAUGGACUGUCUGAUCAGCACAUCAUCCCGUGGUGGAUCAUUUUCAUCGCUGUUCUUGCUGGAAUUGUUGUUCUUGCUCUGCUUGUGUGUAUACUGUGGAAGUGUGGUUUCUUCCAGAGUGUUCACUCUAAAGUGCCUCGGUAUCAUGCUGUGAAGAUCCGGCGCAAGGAGACACCAAUUCUGGACAAGUCGUUUAUUUUUCAAAAAAAGCAAUGGGCGACCAACUGGAGCAAUGGCACAAUCUGAUGCGUAUUGAGGAUGCUGUGCACAAAUCUGUUAUGCCACUCAUUUUGACUUGCAUUGUUCAAUACACUGUUACAAAUAAGCUUUACGAAGCAUUUUAUAAGUGAGCUUUUCAGCAGGACUGACAAUUAUGAUAUGUCCGUUAUAAAUACCACAAAGAAUCUCAUUUCAGAGCUAGAUGGAAAUGGAAAUAUCUGCACCCAGUAUCAAACUGAAUUACACCUGAUAAUGUUUGUAAACCAAGUCAAGAAAGCUUGACCAAAAGUAAAAAGUAACUAAAGUAAACCUCAAUGAAUUUCUAUCUUCUGGGGAACAAAACAGAAGAUUUUUUGAAGCAUGUUGGUCCUCUUUGACUUCGACUAGUUUUGUGUUCAUGUAAUAGAAGAAAACGGGAACUAACAUUUUUCUGUUACCAACAUUCUUCAAAAUAUCUUGUAACGGUCUUCCUACGAACACCCACGAAAGACGAGUUACAAGAUAAUUAGAGGGAGGGACCUACCGACCGAACUUGGUUCUUUUUACAGAAUGAAUCAAAUACAACAUUUUAUAGAUGAGGAAAAUAUAUUUGCAUAAACUAAACCCUAUUCAAAGACAUCAUAUAGACAUAGUAAAAUAGACUCAAUUUUCCCUUCCAGUGUUGACGUGUCCACACGUGUAAAUGAGGUAAUCCAAAGAAAACGGUUAAUCCAACACAAUCCAAACCGCCAGAUGCUGAAAUAAAUCUUAGACACCACUGUUCUCUGAUUACUGAACCCACCUUGGUUCAAACACAGCAGCCAGUAGCCGCAUAGAAUCCACAAAGUUGAUGAAUUGAUGAUGAAGUACAUGCAUAAAAAAAGUCCUUUUGAUUGAGUUUAAAACCACAGUUUUUAUGUAAAACACAGCAAUGUAUGUUGGGUGAACCAAAAGAGACAAACCAUGCUUCCUUUCACCAAAUCCUCCUCCAUCUCCCAUCCUUUCCUGGCUAAAUACUGAGGAGCAGGCUAGCUAGCUCCCCUAGAGCACAGGAAAUGUAUGACAUACAAAAAACACAGAAAACAUGAUAAUCGUACUCUGGGUGGUUAUAAUCUUCUUUUGUGUUCUGCAGAAGAAUGAAAGUCAAACAGUUUUUAAAAUGAUAAAAUGGCAUGUAAAUGAUGACAGAAUUUUCAUUUUUGGGUGAACUUUCCUUUUAAUGAUUUUUUGAAGCUGAAACUUCUUUUGAAAGGUGGUGUUUCAUCAUAAGAGGAACAUGUUUGUACAGAACUUUUGUACAGAAUCUUACCCUUAAAAACAUAUAAACAAAUGCUGUGUAGAAAUUAUGUGUCAGGCACAAAGCCAUGCUGCUAUUUAGCCUCAACGACAGAGUAAAAGGCAUUUUUAUUUUCGUUUUCUUUUAACUGUGUAACUGAUUGAUUAAAGUUCUUGUGGUUACAUCA
This is a messenger RNA of Triplophysa dalaica, 4799 nucleotides long. RefSeq names its product integrin, alpha 7 (gene itga7). Gene Ontology annotation, biological process: integrin-mediated signaling pathway; cell-matrix adhesion; leukocyte migration. Gene Ontology annotation, molecular function: integrin binding. NCBI's taxonomy places the organism in Eukaryota, Metazoa, Chordata, Actinopteri, Cypriniformes, Nemacheilidae. The coding region runs from base 103 to 3384 and encodes 1093 amino acids. Gene Ontology annotation, cellular component: external side of plasma membrane; integrin complex. The record is from RefSeq and is a predicted model, not a curated record. The transcript is spliced from 25 exons.